Messenger RNA from Lotus japonicus, 2326 nucleotides. RefSeq names its product endoglucanase 10-like. The record is from RefSeq and is a predicted model, not a curated record. Gene Ontology annotation, molecular function: hydrolase activity, hydrolyzing O-glycosyl compounds. The coding region runs from base 256 to 1839 and encodes 527 amino acids. The transcript has 7 exons. Gene Ontology annotation, biological process: carbohydrate metabolic process. Lineage: Eukaryota; Viridiplantae; Streptophyta; Magnoliopsida; Fabales; Fabaceae.
CACAAGGGUACUCUCGUCAUUUAAGAAAACAACAGUACCUACCUACCUCCAAAUCUAGAGACACCACCACAGAUAUUCUCCCGCCACCAUUCCCACUGUAUUCUCUCCCCCAAUCUCGCCGCUAUCGGGUCGGGUCGGGCAUUGCAUUUUCCGGGAAGUGCUGCAUUUUGAGCUGGUUCACGAGCAACACCAAUGUGUUGAAUUUGAUUUUAUAGAUCCAGGCCCCAAACUCUGUUGCGGUUUGAACUUUGCAUAAUGGGGCAGAAAUCGAGGUCCAAAGGGUGCUGCGGUUGGUUUGUGGCGGUUCUGAUUCUGGCUCUCGUCAUCGGCGCCAUCGCUUACACCAUUAAGAAGAAGUUUGGUCACUCUGACUCCGAUAACCCAGCUCCGGUUCCUGGUCCACCCGGCGCCAUUGACCACAAAUAUUCCUCUGCACUCAAAACUGCAAUGCAAUUCUUCGAUAUACAAAAAUCUGGCAAGUUAGUUAACAACAAAAUAAGUUGGAGAGGGGAUUCAGCUCUAAAGGAUGGAAGCCAAGCGAAACUGGAUCUAUCAAAAGGAAUGUAUGAUGCUGGGGAUCACAUGAAGUUUGGUUUUCCCAUGGCUUUUACUGCCACGGUGUUAUCAUGGGCCAUUCUGGAAUAUGGAGAUCAAAUGGACGCUGUUGGCCAGUUGGAUCCGGCACAAGAUUCGCUGAAAUGGAUCACUGAUUUUCUUAUCAACGCUCACCCUUCUGAAAAUGUUCUUUAUAUUCAGGUGGGUGAUCCUGUUGCAGAUCAUAAGUGUUGGGAUAGACCUGAAGAUAUGACGGAGGAGCGGCCACUCACGCAAGUGAACGCGUCUUGUGCCGGAUCAGACGUUGCAGCUGAAACUGCAGCAGCCAUGGCAUCAGCAUCGUUGGUCUUUAAAAAGACUAAUUCUACUUAUUCAAGCACUCUUCUCAAGCAUGCAAAACAGUUGUUUACGUUUGCGGACAAGAAUAGAGGAUCUUAUAGUGAGAAUAUACCUGAAGUCGCAACGUAUUAUAACUCAACUGGAUAUGGUGAUGAGCUCUUAUGGGCUGCUAGUUGGCUGUAUCAUGCCACAAAUGAUGAUUCUUACCUUGACUUUGUGGUUGGCCAAGAUGGAGAAGACUAUGCUCAAUUCGGAAGCCCAACCUGGUUCAGUUGGGACAACAAGCUUGCCGGAACUCAGGUUUUGUUAUCCAGAUUAAGCUUCUUUAAGAAGGACCUUUCAAAUUCACAUGGCUCUGGCCUGCAAAGUUACAGGAAAACUGCUGAGGCUGUGAUGUGUGGCCUUCUUCCAGAAUCUCCAACAGCCACAAAAAGCAGAACAGAUAAUGGUCUUAUAUGGGUGAGCGACUGGAACUCUCUACAGCAACCUGUUGCUUCUGCAUUCUUAGCUGCUAUUUACAGCGACUAUAUGCUUACAUCGCGGACUCCGAAACUAAAAUGUGAUUCAGAUUCCUAUACCCCAGCAGAUCUUCGGGACUUUGCCAAAUCCCAGGCUGAUUAUGUAUUGGGCAAGAAUCCUAUGGAUAUGAGUUUUCUGGUGGGAUAUGGAGAUAAGUUCCCACAAUUCGUGCACCAUAGGGGGGCUUCAAUCCCUGCUAACGCGAAAACCGGUUGCAAGGACGGCUUCAAGUGGCUUGAUUCGACUGAUCCCAAUCCCAACGUAGCUACUGGAGCACUUGUUGGUGGACCCUUCUUGAAUGACACUUACAUUGAUUCCCGGAACAAUUCCAUGCAAGCAGAACCAAGCACAUAUAACAGUGCUGUCUUAGUUGGCCUUCUAUCCAGCUUGGUCACAACAUCUUCUGCCCUUCAGUCCUUUACCUAAGUUGCAGCUUCCUCUCCCUCCGCAAUUGCAAUAAAGGUUGACAAAGAUUGGAGUUUUAUAGCUUUAUUCAUUUCCUGAUCCUCAUAAAUGAAAGGUACUAAAUAUAUGAAACAUGAUAUUGUCACAAUCAUACGCUUGGUUGUAUCAUGUAUGGGUGUAGAUCAUGGUGUCUGAAUAGGUUAGUGCAUGUUGUUCGUAAAAUUCUAAAGCCAGAAUCAAGUCUGCAAAGAAGCUUCUUUUGAGAGUAACUUCUGGGUUUCACAGUUGAUUCUGAAGAAAAAGAUGAUCUGAAUAUGCUAUUAGUCGUUAAGAUAUUUGGGUGUAGUUUAAUUUUGGGUUGUUACCUCACCAGCUCUGAUCUAUUUUGUUGUACUUGUUUGUAGAACAUCUGAUGAUGUGAUCACAUUAUUAAUCUUCGAUUGUCAUUUGUUGUACACAAAACCAUCCUACCCCACUGUAUAUAUUUUCCUGUCAUUUUUUAUUAUUA